Molecule: messenger RNA, 10318 nt
Organism: Polistes dominula (European paper wasp)
Lineage: Eukaryota; Metazoa; Arthropoda; Insecta; Hymenoptera; Vespidae
Gene: e(y)3
Product: PHD finger protein enhancer of yellow 3
Source: RefSeq, a predicted model, not a curated record
UUGGCGGCCCUGAAUUACCUGGCUUAAUGGAUUAUGUAUUAGAGCGUCGGUUGAUCAAGUGUUGAUUAAGUAAAAUAUAUACAAAAAACUAAAGAUACUAAAGGAAUUGAUAUUAAUACCAUAAGUUUAGAUACAUAAGUAUUAUCUCAAAAUAUUCUAAGGUGUAAUAUUUUAUGUAUUUGUCUAAUUGAAAAAUUAUAAUUUAUCUAGUUGAAAAUCAAUAGUUAUGUGGCAAAAAAGAUUGGUUAUGCUUACUAAUAUCAGUGAUAAUAAUAAGUAAAUGGAUAUUAUUGUCAUAUGUUCUAAAACAUGAUAAAAACGUUGCCAACAUAGAUCCAUAAGUAAGCUAAUAGAUUAUACAAAUAGUAUACAUGUGUUAUUGGUAUUGUGUAUUGAAUGUAUAUAUAUAUAAGUGUAUACAUUUGAGUGAAUACAUAAAUAUAAUAUAUAUAUAUGGACAAAUGCAAUAAAUGCAUUGAUGUUUCAUAGCAAGCAUACUGUGUUUUGUGUUAGGCCCUCAAACAAUGUCUGAGAGUUCUAAGAUGGGCCUAUUUGGCUCAAAAGAUAAAAAUAAGGAACAAAAAAAAGAACAAUCUAAAAAAGAAGAUUCACCAGAUCGUUAUGCACCAUACUGCAUAGAUAGUGAUUCAGAAACUUAUGAUACAGAAGCAUUAAGCAUUAUGGAUAUAAAUGAUAUUAUUGGUGUUCAAUCUGAUCCUGUAAGCGAUUCUACAUUAGAAAGUGAAAUUGCUGCUCUUUCACAAAUAAUCACCGAUUCAACAAAAGUAGAGAAUAAUCAAACAAAUAUAAAGUCUAAUAUUCAUAGUAAAGACAUGAUAGAUAAUCAGAGUAUUAGUAGUAGUGAAGAUAAAGAUUGUAAUCAUAAAAACAUUUUAAUGAAAAAUGAACAAUACGUGAUAGAAGAUUCUACAAAUGUUUCUAAUGUAGAUGUUUUUAACAGUGACGAGUCACAAACUAUUAAACAAAAAGAAAUAUCUGAACAUCUUGAAUCAGAUAGUUGCAUAAAUAUUGAUACUAAUGUGGAUCAAGGACCUUUGAGUAACGUAUGUACAAUAUCUUCUAAAGAAACACAUUUGGAACAAGAAUCAAAAUCUCAAGAGGAAUCUUAUAUUAAACAAAGUUCAGAUGUUUCACCGGAGUCUACUAUGGAUGAGGUUUUAUCUCAAACUAAUGUAAUAGAAAAAUCAAGUGUAGUUUCUAAAGUAAAUACUGAUCAAGGCAAGAACUAUAAUACGAAACAUGACGUCGAUUCGUUGAUUAGCAUAGAAGGUAUAAGUGGAAGUUUACAACUUAUUGGUGAAGCAUAUAUAUCAGAGGAUUCGCAAGAAACAAAUUUUGUUGAAAGUGAUUCAAAGAAGGAAGAAUUACCACGAACUUUUAGUAAUGUUUCUUUGGCAUUUUGUGAAAAAGAAAAAGAUCAUUCAAAUAUUCAAAGUAAUGAGAAACAGAGUACAGAUAACGUUGAAAUUGUAUGUCAAAGUGUUACAGAGAAAUUAGAAGAUUCUUUAGAACAUAAUAAAGUGUUAUCAGAAAAUUGCAAUGUUAUACAAGAAACAUUAAGUACUGAUAACGAUAGAAAUAUGGAAGUUAAUUCUAUGAAUAAUUUGAAAGAAAAUGAGCAAGAUAUAAAUCUUACAGACCAAAAAUGCAAUGUAAAAGAAUUAUGCAAUAUAAACGUUACCAACUUUGAAUUAAAUGCAACGAAAGAAACGGUAGAGGAGGUAAAACUUGUCUUCGACAAUGAAGAUAAUAGUCAUAUGUGUGAGAAGGUAGAAACAAUAAGUGAUGAGAAAUUGGAAAAAAUAUACUUAAAAGAUAAUAUAGUUUCAAAUGAUAAUAUUGAAACGAAAGAAAAUAUUGAAGAUGAAAUGGAAACAAAAAAUGAAAUGGAAGAAAAAAAUGAAAUAUCUGAAAAUAUACAAAAAGAAGAAGACUCAACUGUUGUAUUACUAACAAAUAAUCAAUUGGAAGAAACAGAUUUAAAAUGUAAUAAUGAAUUAGAAGAUACACAAACGUUAGAAAAUAAAUCUAAUAUAGAAAAUAAUUUAGAAAAAUGCAGUGCUGAACAAAUAAGUUCUAUUGAAACAAAUGAUAAUGUUAAAGAACAAAACAACAUUUGGAAUAUAUCUGAAAUUGAAAACAUGAAUUGUACAGAAGUAAUAAAUGCAACUGUUUCAGAUAAUAAUAGUAUGAACGAAACAGAAGAUAUUCCAUCAGAUUUAAUAUUACAAACAGAUAAAUUAGAAACAACAAAAGAAUCACAUGAAGAAGAAAAUUUAACAGAAUUUUGUACUGAUCUUAAUUUGAUUGAUACAAAAACAAUAUCUGUUAAUACUGAAACUCUUGAUUCAACAUGCAAAGAGUCAAAUGUUACAAACAUUUUAACGUCUCCUGUUAUUUCAGAAGAAAAUAUUUCUAAGAAUGAUAUUGAUUCUAAUUCUGUAGAAAAUUCAAUUGAAUCAAGUUUUAAUUUUAAAGAUAAUAUUACAGAAAAUUCAUUGGUCACAAGUUGUAGUUCUUCAGAUAAUAAUAAACCUUCAACAUUUACAGAUACCACAGAAUCUACCAUGGAAACAUUGGAUGUUUCUGAAUUUAAAUCACAGUCUGAUUGCAUACUUCCUAAUGAUCCUGAAGUAUUAGAUACAUGUGUAUUUCAAUUAGAAAAGGAUCAUUCUCCUAAGAAUAUUCCCAUUUCAAACGAAUCUACAGAAUCACUGGAAAAUGUAAACGAAGAAUCUGAUAAUAAAAUGGAUGCAAUUUCUGAUUCUGAUAAUAAAAUGGAUGCAAUUUCUGAUUCUGAUAAAAACACAAUCAAUGAAUUACAAGACAUAAAUAAAAUUGAAGAAAAUGAUCAAAAUGAUAAUAUGGAUACAGAGGAAAGUUCAUUUGAAAUAUCUACACAACAAAUUGAUGAAGUUUCAUUAAUGGAAACUGAAACUCAUGAGAUAAAAGAAGAAAAACAACAAAUUCAGGAAAUAUGUACAUUUGUAGAAGAUAUGGAUAAAGAUGAAGUAUCGUCAAAAUUAUUGGAUGAUGAUAAUAAGACAUCAUUUUCUUUGGAAGAAGAUAAUAUAAUAGAUGAUAAUAAGACAUCCUUUUCUUUGGAAGAAGAUAAAACAAUGGAUGAUAAAAUGAUAUGUGAGACAAGUGAAGAAAAAGAUUUAGUAUCUUCAAAAUUAUUAGAUGAUAGUAAAAAAUUAUUUUCUCUGGAAGAGAAUGAUAUAAUAAAAGAUAAAAUAAUAUGUGAGACAAAUGAAGAAAAGUGUGAUAUAGAAAAUACAUCUAACAUAGAUGACCUAAAAUAUAAUGAUGAAAUUUUAAAGAAUAAUGAGCUUAUAGUUGAUAGAAAAGAAAACUUGGAAGAAGUUAAUGAAAAUCAAAUAGACCACCAAUCCAAAAAGAUAUUAGAAAAGGAAAUGGAUUUGAUUACAGAUGUUGAAAAAAUGGAUUUGUCUAUUACAGAAUGUACAUCUAAUAUCGAUGAAAAUCUUACAAAAGAAGAAGAUUUAAAAGAAGUCAGUCAAGAAUCAAAUGACAUAUUAGAUGUAUCUACUUCUUUCAAGAGUACAAAUACUGAUUUUCAAAAUAUAUUACAAAAUGAAGAAAAGGAUGAUACUGUAGGAAUGUUAUUAUGCAAAACUAAUGAUUCUAUUUCUGACAAUGUAGAAGAUAGUAUACAAAAUUCUAUAUCAGAAAAUAAUCUGAUAAAUAUUCUUGAUGAUACACCUAAAGUAACAGAUAUGUUUACAGAAGAACAAUGUCCAAAUACUCAAGAUAUUGUGGAAAGUAUUUUGGAUAAUGUAACAGAUGUAGCUGAUCUUAAACAUUUAUUAAGUCCAGAAAAUAAUACAAGAAAUGGAAGUGACGAUGAUCUUCAACAAUCUGUGGAAUUAGCAACAGUUGAAAAUGAAGAUAAAGAAUUGGUUGAAAAAUUACCUGAAGUAUCAUCUGAUAUAUUGAAUAAAGAAAUAGAAGAUCCAAUAGAAGCAUCGAAUUUAGACUCACUGGAAGAAUUAUUAGAUCUUGAUUUAAUACCCGAAACUGAAGAUGUAACAAUGAAAGAUGAAAAAGUAGACAAAAUGCAAGAACAAGUAGAAACAAUUGAUAAAAAUGUUAAUAUGGCACUUUUUCUUCAACAACCUGAAGAAGUAUCAUCUAUACAAGAAAAUUCAGAUUAUAUAGAACACGUUAUUAAUAAUUGUUUAACAGAUGGAAAUGAUGUGUCCUUGGAAGAAACAACUGAUAAAGUAAAUAUUAAAGGUUAUGACCAAGAUGAAGAUAAUGUUGAAUGUAAACAAAAAGAAUUAUUAAACAUCAAUGAUAAUACAAUAACUGCUUCUUUAAGUAAACAUUCAGAUGAUAUAAAUUUACAGAAAGAACUGGAUGUUGACAAUUCUUUACAAGAUAAUAACCUUAACAUGGAUUAUGUUGGAAAUUCAGUGGAAUCUAUUAAACAUUUAGAAGAAGGAACUACUAAAUUACAAAUUGCACAAGAUAUGCUUUUAGAAAAUGCAAAUCAAGAUGAAGAACAUCUGAAUGAGACUUCUCUUGACAUAGACAGCAAUCAGGCAGCUCCAGAUAUUUCAGAAUUAGAAUCUGCUGUAAAAUUUUUACAAGAGUCAGAAGAACAAACAGUAGAUUCUCCUUUACUUCUUUCUCCAAAAAUGGUGGAAAGUGUUGUUAAUGAUAUAUCAAAACAAACUAAUUCAAAUAUUUUUGUACAGGAUGAAGACAUUUGCAAUGAUACUUCUGAAUUGGUAGCUGAAUUACAAGAUAUUACUUCUGAUUCUAUUUCUAUAUCUGAAGCUGAGAUUAUAUCAGAAGCUGCAAAAUUAGAAAAUGAACGUAAACUUGCUGAACAAAUUAAAGUUAAUACUUAUAAUUUGAAAGAAAAUGAAUUGAAAGAAGAUAAUUUGAAAGAUAAUGAAUUGAAAGAAGAUGAUUUGAAAGAAAAUGAAUUGAAAGAUAAUCAAGAAAAAAUAGAGAAUAUUCCUGAUACUUAUUUUGACACAACUACAGAUAAAGUAUGUAAUAAUAAACAAAUAUUGUCCAAUGAAAGUGUACCCAGUACAAGCUCUGAAAGUUCAAAAAUAACAGAUAGAAUGGCUAUAAUAGCAGAAUCUAUUCCUAAAGUUUCAAUUUUAGAAGAACGUUUGAGAGAACCACCAAAAAUAGAAAUUCCUACAACAGAUAUAACAAAAAUGUGUGAAACAUUAACAAGUACAAAAGACAGUCUUCUAAUACCAAAAGAUGCAAAAUUGUCGGCCUAUCAAAAAAUGUUAGAAUCACCAAAAUCAAUUGAUAACAGAGAACCAAAAAUUGUAGAAACACCUAAAAAAGAAAUGGAAAGACAUGAUUUUGAAAAUGUUGGAUCUCCAAGAAUAAUAUUAAAGAUUGCUAAAUCAGCAAUUGCAGAAUGUGCUGAACCAAGAUCACCAAAAAGUCCCAAAAUUCGAUCGGCAACUAAUUCACCAAAUCCGGAAGAUAGUCCAGGUCAAAAAUUAGGGAAAAUUAAAUUAAAGCUUUCAAAAGGUGGACAUCCUUCUAUAAUAUCAAAUGAGAUUGUUGAAGAUGCCAGUCAAUGGCAUACUGAAAGUUCAUCAUCAUUAUCUCCUAUUGGUAUGAAAAUUAAAUUAUCAAAGACCGGAGAUGCUUCAAUUUUACCAACUGAAAAAUACGAAUCUGUGGAUGAUGUAAAAGAAAUAAAGCACAAAUUUGAAGAAAUUAAAAGAACAGAAUCUCCGUUAGGAAUGAAAAUCAAAUUAUCCAAAACUGGUGAUGCUUCCAUUGUGCAACAAGAUUCCAAAGAUAUCACAACAAAAUAUAAAGAAAAAUUAGAUGGUAUGCAGGGUAGCCCAAAAAGAACAGAUUCACCUAUAGGAAUGAAAAUAAAACUUUUAAAAACUGGAGAUGCAUCCAUUGUACAACUGGAAAAACAAGAAAUAUUUGAAGAUCAUAAAGAUGGCAAAUUAAAAGAAAAAGUAGAUAUUAUUUCUGAUCCACCAAAAAGAACUGAAUCUCCAAUUGGAAUGAAAUUGAAAUUAUCAAAGAGUGGAGAUGUAUCUAUUGUAUCCUCCCCUGAUGUAACAGACGAAGGAAAAGAUGUAAUAGGAAAAACAAAAGAGAGACAUGAAGCAUCUCCAGAAAUUCCUAAACGUACAGAUUCUCCAAUUGGAAUGAAAAUAAAAUUAUCAAAGAUAAAAGGUAGUGCAUCUAUAAUUUCCAUAGAUAAUAAUCAAGAAGAAAUGAAAGAAAAAGCAGACAUUGCUGAUGUACCAAAACGAACAGAAUCUCCUUUUGGAAUGAAAAUAAAAUUAUCAAAAAGUGGAGAUGCAUCUAUCAUACAUUCAGAAGUUUCAGAUGAUUUACAAGAAAUGAAACAAAAAGAAAAAGUCGAUGUGUCACAAGAUACAACAAAAUCUGCAGAAGUUCCAUGCGGAAUGAAGAUUAAAAUGAUGAAAUAUGUAGAUACAUCAAUGGGUACAUCAGAAUUGAUAGAUCGACAUGAAAGUAGCCAUGAUGCAUCUCAAAAAACAGAAUCUAUCGGUAUGAAAAUCAAAUUUUCUAAAUCUGGUGAUGCAUCAAUAGUUCCUCCUGAUAAACAAGAACAAACAGAUGAUCAUAAGAGCAAAGAAACUUUACAAGAUUUACCUAAACAAACAGAAUCACCAAUUGGAAUGAAGAUUAAACUUUCAAAAACAGGAGAUGCUUCAAUAAUACAAAAAGAAGUAAUAGAUAAUAAUACGAACAAAAUUAUCAACAAAUCUGAUAUGGAGUAUCAAAAAAAUUGUGAUAUUUCUGCAUGUGGAAAAACGAAAAUAUCAAAAGCUAAUGAUGCUCCUUUGAUAACAGAUUCUGAGAAAAGAGAGAAACAACAAAAACGAAAAGAAAUAGAAUCUCCGUUAGAAAUGAAAAUAAAAUUAUCCAAGACUGGACAUCCAACAAUUGUAUCUUGUGAGAGUCAUGCCGAAUCUGCUCAUAAAUCUAAAGAUACUUCAGAAACUGCACAUAGUUGUGCUCAUAGAUAUAAAGAGUCCAUAUUGCACAAGGAUUCACCAUUGAAAAUUCUUAAAACUGGACAUUCAACAAUUAUGCAAGGUAAUCGUUCUGAAUUAACUAUUGAACCGGUACAACUACAAGGAAAACAAAAAAUGGAAAAUUCUCUUGAAUUGUCUUCUAAGAGAAAAGAGAUAACAAUAUCACCAAUUGAGACGAAAAAAUCAAAAUUAGAAACACAGUUGUCACAAAUUCUACCAGAAGUUACCAUUCAACCGGUUAUAUCUAGAGAUCAAAAACAAUUAUUAUUUGAUCCUAAAACAAGUUUAAUUAGUCGUCAACAAAUGAACGUGAUAAGCCAAGAAAUCAGUAUUACACAAGUAAGACCAUCUAAACAAGCAGAUGUUUCUAUGAGCGAUAAGCUAAAGGACAUGUUAAGUAAAAAUGUUGCUAGUUCACCGAUUGGUUCAGAUUGUGAGAUAAUUGAACACAGGCCUGAAUUAAUAAUUGUUAAUGAAAAUUCCAACUCUAGUCAAGAUGUUAUGAUAAUAGAAGAAGUGCCAGCAAUUCGAAUGCCUGAAGUUAAAAUGCCCAAGAAACGAGGUAGACCACGUAGAAAUCCAUUGCCACCAAUUGCACACAAUUCAACGCAAUUAUUAAUACCUCGAGAUCCAUUAGCUUUGGAUGAUGUAUCACAAGUUCAAUUGGAGCAUAGAGAAAAUGAAAGACCUAGGAGAACAUGUAGAAAUCAAAAAAGUUAUGCACCACCUAAAAGAGGACGUGGUAGAGGUCGUGGAAAGAGAAAGUUGGACAAUCCAGAUCUUCCACUUAGUAAGAAACCCAGAGUGGAACAAGAUUUGAAUGCCAUAGAAGCUUCUACAAUGGCUAUUAUCACUUUAGAUGAAUCUCCAAAACCAGAACAGACUUUAAGAAAAUCAUCUGAAUUAUAUAAAGCUCUUAAACAACCCCCUAUAGAUAGUAAAAGUAUAAAUCCUAUGUGUAAAAUGGAAAAACAACAAUCUUUGUUAACAGUUAGAAAAGAUAUUGUAAAACCAAUGGAUAUUCCCAAAAUUACAAUUUUAGAUUCCAAUGUUAAUACUCAAUUAGAAUCCGUUAUGGGUUCUAAUAUGGAAGAAGACAAAAUAUUAGUAAAAUCAACAAUGGGAUCAACAUCAUUAGAUUGUAAAGGUAAUGAAAAAGAAUUGGCAAAUAUGCCUGCUGAAAAAGAACAGAAAACUACAGAAAAGACACUUACUGAUAAAAUUAUUGACAAAACAGUAGAAAAUGCAAGAUCUACUACUGGACAUGAAAGUAAGGAAAUGCUUAUACCUCCAGGACAUCCUAACUGGCUAACACCAACAUCAAAAAGACAAACAGAAGCUACAUCUAAGAAUGAACCAGUGCCUUCUUUACAAGUUAUUGAUGAAGAAACAAGAAUGAGUGCAGAGUCUAAUUCAAGAUCUCAAACACCAGCAAGAAAUAUAUCAACACAAGCAUCCGAAACAAUAAUUAAUGAGGAGUCUCAGGGAAGCGUACUUAGUACAGCGACUACUGAAUCGGAGAAAGUCAAAGUAAAGAAUCGAAGAAUGGAAAUUAAUUUUGAUCCAGAUGAAGGACCCUUUACUGUUGAUAAAAUAGCAGAAUAUGAAUGGCCACUAGAUCGUAAAGGGGAAACAUUUAUGAUACAAGAACAAAUAUCACAGUAUUUAGGUGUGAAAUCAUUUAAAAGAAAAUAUCCAGAUUUAAAACGUCGAAUGGUUGAUAUGGAGGAGAGAAAUUAUUUAAGAGAAAAUGGAUUAGUUAGCGAAGCAAUGUGUGACAUGGGUUUAACAGCAGUUUGCAGUUCAGAAGUAUUAGAUAUAAUGUGUAGUGAUUUUCCUGAUCAAUAUGAGGAAUAUCGUAAACACAUGAGAGAAAAACAAGUUAAAGAACAUUCGAAAAAGCAAAAAGAAUUAACAGCAGCAGCAAAUGCUGAAAGAAAUCGAAUAGAUUUAGCAGAAAUGGCAAUACAGUCAGCUUUAUCAUGGAACAUUAGUUUAAAUAAAUCACGUAAAGAAAACAGAAAGUGUAGUUUAGAUUUGCAAACUUUCACUAUACAUGUGCCAAAGAAACACCAUAAGCUUGAUACAGAUCGAAAGAUAAGUCAUUAUCCAGUAGCUUUGAUGCCAGGUCAAUAUACUGAUUAUUAUCGAGAGUAUACACCUGCCGAAUUGAGAUAUUAUCCAUUAAACACAGUUUUGUAUGGUCCUAUGCGACCAAAUGAACGUAAAUUUGAUAGUCAAUCAGAAGGAUCGCAAAGUGAUAGUGAUAGUGAUUCUUCAAGUGACGAUUCAAGUUCUUCAUCCAGUGAAGGAACACAAGAUACAGAAGGGUCUCAAUCAACGAUGGACGAUGUAGAUAUGGAAAUAAGUAACCAAAAGGAAGAAACUAAAUUAAAAUGUAAAAUGUGCUUAAAGUUGUUAAAUAAAAAUGGCAAAAAUGAAGGAUUAAUACAAUGUGGUACUUGUAAUGGACAUGUUCAUCCAUCAUGUAUAGAAUUAACAUUGGAUAUGGUUCCUCAUAUUCAAUCUUAUGCAUGGCAAUGUACCGAUUGUAAAACAUGCGCUCAAUGUCAUGAUCCAGCAGAUGAAGAUAAAAUGUUGUUUUGUGAUAUGUGUGAUCGUGGAUAUCAUAUAUAUUGUGUUGGUCUUCGACGAGUACCAGUUGGAAGAUGGCACUGUCAAGAAUGUGCUGUAUGUGCAAAUUGUGGUUCAAAGGAACCUGGAGGUGCUAAUUCUGAUAGAAACAGUGUAGCACAAUGGCAACAUGAAUAUAAGAAGGGUGAUAAAAAUACUCGUGUUUAUGUUUCCACAUUGUGUGUUCCAUGCUCAAAGCUAUGGCGAAAGGGUCGCUAUUGCCCUCACUGCAGUCGCUGUCAUACUGCCUCAAGACUCGACCUGGAGGCGAAUCUAGUACAUUGCAGCGCAUGUGAUAAAUAUCUGCACUUAGGUUGCGUGGAGACCAAAGGACUGGGAUUUGAUAAAAAGAAUUAUUUAUGCGAUUUCUGUGCUCCCAAUCGACAACCAUUAAUAAAACCUUUAGUAUCAAAAGUAUUCAAGACAUGAAAAUAUCAUUUCUUUAUGUAAGUUAUCUUGUUUUUCAUACAUGAAGAAUAAACCUUGCAUUUUAAGACAUCAAACUAUAAUUUGUUUGGCAAUAUUUAAAUAAUAAAAAAUACUUCUCAUUAUUAUUCUCUAUUCAAUGUUCUUAUGUUUUGAUGAUAAAGCUAAUUGUAUAUAUUUAUGCGUUUGUAAGUUAUAUA